GCCAUUCCCUUAAAGCCCCUGUUGGUCGUUGGCAAAAGGGUAAAGAUUUAUCAUGGUAUGCUAAAGAAAGAAAAGAUUCGGAAGCCCAAGAUACUAUGCACAAGUCUGAUAUUGCUGCAAUUAAAAAAGCCGAAGAAGAAGCCAUGUUAAUUGCUCUGGGCCACAAUGUUGUAAAGAAAGAGAGCCAACCUUUAUCUAAGGAGGAGAUGAGAGAAGCUUUGAAAAGGAGUGUUGGAAGCCGGGAUGAUUAUGAUAUUGACCGUGUUCAAGGUAUAGGAUCAGGAAGAAAAGCCUUAUUAGCCGGAGUAAGUUCAAAACCUUCGAAUGAAGGAGUUACAUUUGAGACAUCAAGAAAAAAAGUUGAAAGUCAACAAGAAAGCUCAGAACUUAGUAAGAGAGAAAAAAAGAAGAAGAAAUCCAAGAAGCACAAGCGGAAUAAACAUACUGAUUCUGAAGAUUAUCACAAAAAAUCCUCAAAGAAAAAGAAAUCUGAACAUAAGCAUCAGUCUUUCACCAGUGACUCUGAAUGUGAUCAUCCCAAACAAAAGAGACAUAAGAAACGCAAAAGACACGACAGCAGUUCAGACGGCUAAACAACAAAUGCUCAGAAGUAUUUUUAUAAUAAUAUGUUCUUCACAGUUUGAAGUGACUUCAUAAUCCUUUUUUUAACCCACUGAUGGUUCUGCUCAUAAAAAGUCAUAUUUUAACCUGCCAUCUUCUCUGCGUAGCAAAAACCAGGGUAUCUGCGCACCUGGAAAGUCAUGAGAAAUCAUGGAAAGUCAUGAAUUUCGGUAUUGAACAAAAUUUGUCAUGAUUUUAACUAUUUUAUUAAAAAAAUCAUGGACAGUCAUGGAUUUAGGUCGCCGAAAAAUCUAAUUUUUAAAAUGAAAUUUACCUCCCCCCCAAUUUCAUGGUGUUUCUGAAUAUCUGAUUUGUAACUAAAUCCCCUCUCACAGUCAUAUUUUAAUUUAACAAUGUUUUUAUCAUGUUCUUUAAAAAUUAUGGUGUUCUUUGAAAAAAUGAAAGAAGAAACCAUUUCUAGAUUAAAUUAUCGUUUAAGCAUUUCUGAUUUCAGAAUUUUUGUUAUUAUUUAUUUUAUCAAUUUAAAAUUCUAGCUGGAGCAAGCCAGUCAUAGGCGAAUUUUCUUUAUUCCGAAAUGAGAACAGAAAAAUAAGUAUUUUUUUCCUUUCUUAUGAACAAGAAAAGUAUCUUUAGAAUAUAAUUCUGUAGAAAAACAAAUAUUUUCUUUUGUAUUUUUUCAGCUAUUUUAUUGCUUUAACUCUUUCUUUACUCUGUUUCUUAAAUUUAAAAUCUAUGAAUGUGAAGAUGCAGAGUAUAACAGUUUUGGUUAUACCUAUCAUUUCAAUUAAUGUUAUUAGAAUGCUUUUUUAAAUUUAUUGUUCUGUUUUUGUCGGAGGAAAUAGUAACUUUGUUAAGUUAUGAAAAAUUCUUGGAACUAGUCAUGAAAAGUCAUGAAUUUGAAAAUCUAAAAUGUAGCAGAUACCCUGUUUGCUCGUAAAAAGUCGAAUUUUAACCUGCCAUCUUCUCUGCGUAGCGAAACCAGUUUGUAAAUUUCAUUGGUUAGGGAAAUACUGUAUUGUGGAGAAACAUUCUCCCAAUUUUGUCCAUUUUUUGAACCUUCAGUGGGUUAAACUAAUUAUUUUCAUCGACUGCUUGUAAAGAUUUUUUUCCAUCUUAUAAUCAUUAAAAAGAAGUUCAAAUAAGUUAGGUAUUUUUUUCCCUGCCAAAUUAACAUCUUCUCAUGUCAUACAAAAGUGGUGUAUUGUGGGAAAAAUAAACCUCUCAAAGGAUUGCCUGGAAA
Molecule: messenger RNA, 1822 nt
Organism: Parasteatoda tepidariorum (common house spider)
Lineage: Eukaryota; Metazoa; Arthropoda; Arachnida; Araneae; Theridiidae
Product: multiple myeloma tumor-associated protein 2
Source: RefSeq, a predicted model, not a curated record